AUGCAUUUCAACCCAAGACAUCUCGUCCGCCUCCUGCAAGCCCUCCCUCUCACCCUCCCACUCGCCCUGACCAGCACCGCCGCCGCCGUCGCUCUCCCGAACCCAGCAACAACAACGACGACGACGACGCCGCCGCCACCCGACGCCCGGUACCCAACCCGUUCCAUCGCCGGAGUGUCCCUGAUCGACACGCCCCUGGUCCGCGCGGCGCACGACCUGGCAUACCAGCAGUACGGCGCGCAGCCGUUUAUAUACGGGCACGUGAUGCGGUCGUGGCUGUUCGGGGCGCUUCUGCUGUCGCACAACGGCUCGCUGGCCUCGCGGGUGGACCGGGAGGUCCACGCCGUCGCGGUUCUGCUGCACGACCUGGGCUGGGUGCGGGGCUCGCCGUUCGUGAGCCCGGACAAGCGGUUCGAGGUCGACGGGGCCGAGGCGGCGAGGGAGUUUGUGAGGAACUUCACGGCCGCCUCUGCGUCCGCCGAGGGUGUUGCCGUUGACUAUGCCGACUGGUCGUCGGACGAGAGCCGGAAGCUGCAGCUCGUCUGGGAUGCGAUUGCGCUGCAUACGCAGAAGUCCAUAGCGGCCUACAAGGAACCCGUCGUCGCGGCGACGUGUAACGGUAUCAUGAUGGAAUUCUUCGGACCCAGCUACGGGGUGGAGCAGGCCGAGUACGACGCCGUGCUCGCAGCGUUCCCGGCCGACGACUUCCUGCCCAGGACCAACGAGACGUUUAUCUGGUUGGCGGAGACGAAGCCCGAGACUACUUAUGAUACCUUCAUGCAGCCAUUUGGUGAUUAUUUCGUUGAGGGCUAUUCGGCGGUUGGGAAGAGGCCGUUUGAUAUCAUUGCGGGCAUCCAUUCAGAGCUGAAUGAGUAG
Molecule: messenger RNA, 876 nt
Organism: Truncatella angustata
Lineage: Eukaryota; Fungi; Ascomycota; Sordariomycetes; Amphisphaeriales; Sporocadaceae
Exons: 3
Coding region: 1-876 (291 amino acids)
Source: RefSeq, a predicted model, not a curated record